AGCUAGGUCACUGGUGAUCAUUGCUGGUGGAGACCUGGGUGGAUUCUGAGUGCUCUGGGACUACAACACAGUGGCCAUGAUUGGAAGAGUGGACUUCUUGAAGAAGAAGCUGGGCCACCAGUGACCUGGGGUAGCCUUGGGGAGACCAGUGUGGUGGCGGAUGGCCUCCCCAGGGUACUUUGCACUUCCACAGGAGCUGUUGCUGGAUGUGGAGCCCAGGCAGCACCAGCAGUAGUUAUUGAGAGAAGAGGGAAAAAAAUAUAUCUUCACAUCCAAUUGCCUUUGAGAACCUGGGAAGAGAGCAAUUCGCACUUGAUUAUCUUCCAUCAGCUAUGGGACAUACAUUUCAAUUUCAAGAAUCCGACUUUCUCCAGUUUCUGGGCUUAGACAAGGUGCCUUCACCCCGCAAGUUCCAAUCCGUGCCUUUUAUCUUGAAGAAAAUUUUCCAAGAUCGAGAGACAGCAACAACAACUGGGGUCUCCCAAGAUUUAUGCUACAUGAAGGAGCUGGGUGUCCGUGGGAAUGUGCUUCGUCUUCUCCCUGACAAAGGUUUCUUUAUUUACUCAAACAAACUCUCCCAGGAUGACUCUUGCCUACAGAAGCUCCUCUACUUUAACCUGUCUGCCAUCAAAGAAAAGGAGCAGUUAACAAUGGCUCAGCUAGGCCUGGACUUGGGGCCUAAUUCUUACUAUAACCUGGAACCAGAACUGGAGUUGGCUCUGUGGGUCAUUCAAGAGCCUCAGAUGUGGGGGCAAUCUAUCCCCAAGCCAGGUAAAAUGUUUGCCCUGCAGUCUGUACCAUGGCCUCAAGGUGCCCUUCACUUCAAUCUACUGGAUGUGGUUAAGGAUUGGAAUAACAAACCCCAGAAGAACCUGGGCUUAUUCUUGGAGAUUGUGGUCAGAGGAGACAGAGACUUUGCAGUGAACUUCCAGCUGGAGGCCACCUGUGCCAGACUGAGACCUUCCUUUCGUGCUUCCCUGCUGGUGGUAACCCUCAAUCCUGAGCAGUGCCACUCUGCUUCGCGAAAAAGGAGGGCAGCCAUUCCUGUCCCUAAGGCUUCUCACAAGAAUCUCUGCCGACCUCACCAGCUCUUCAUCAACUUCCAGGACCUAGGUUGGCACAAAUGGAUCAUUGCCCCCAAAGGGUUCAUGGCAAAUUACUGCCAUGGAGAUUGUCCCCUCGCUCUGACCACCUAUUUAAAUAGUUCCAAUUAUGCUUUCAUGCAAGCACUGAUGCAUGCAGUUGACCCAGAGAUCCCCCAGGCUGUCUGUAUCCCCACCAAGCUAUCUCCCAUUUCCAUGCUCUACCAAGACAAUAAUGACAAUGUCAUUCUUCGACAUUAUGAAGACAUGGUAGUUGAUGAAUGUGGGUGUGGAUAGGAUUACAGAAGUAGGAAUAGAAGUAUUCUUAGGGUAAAUUUUCUAAUAAAAUUACCUAUCUAGAUUAUGACCUUCUGGAUCUGAAAUGUCAAUCAAUUGUAAUUAAUGAUGCAUAGAAUUACACACACAUGUAAUAGAGUCUUAAUGAUCUUAGUCAAUUUCUGCUCUACCCUAAUUAUUAUGCAUGUGACAGUAUAUUAUACUCUGGAUAGAAGGAAAUGAAUUUACUGAUGGCCUUUUAUACAGGCAGGGAUUAUUAUGUGUUACUCAAGAAAUGUUAUUUCAUUGUUGCUUGAAAUAUGCACUGUUAUUUAUGUUUUCUAGAUUUUAGAGAAGCCACAACAAAUUUUCUCAAGGACAUAAGCCUUAAACACUGUAUUCCAUAAAUAUGUACCAUUAUUUUAAGUCAAUAAAAAUUUUUAAAUUA
Molecule: messenger RNA, 1806 nt
Organism: Marmota flaviventris (yellow-bellied marmot)
Lineage: Eukaryota; Metazoa; Chordata; Mammalia; Rodentia; Sciuridae
Gene: Gdf3
Product: growth differentiation factor 3
Cellular component (GO): extracellular region
Molecular function (GO): cytokine activity; growth factor activity
Source: RefSeq, a predicted model, not a curated record